AUGGCUCUGCUGACAUCUCUCCGAAUCCGGCCUGGCCUGGGGGCCCUCGGGGCCAGAGCUAGCUCAUGGUGGUCACAUGUGGAGAUGGGCCCCCCCGAUCCCAUCCUGGGGGUGACCGAAGCUUUCAAGAGGGACACCAACUCCAAGAAGAUGAAUUUGGGAGUCGGAGCGUACCGAGAUGACGCCGGCAAGCCCUUCGUCCUGAGUAGUGUGCGGAAGGCGGAGGCUCAGCUGGCAGCCAAACAUAUGGACAAAGAGUACCUGGCUAUUGGAGGACUAGCUGACUUUGCUCGGGCAUCGGCUGAGCUGGCACUUGGGGACAAGUCGGAGGUGGUUCAGUGUGGCCGGUAUAUCACAGUACAGACCAUCUCUGGGACUGGAUCUUUGCGGGUUGGAGCCAACUUCCUGCAUAGAUUCUACAAGUUCAGCCGUGAUGUGUAUCUGCCCAAACCGUCCUGGGGUAACCACACUCCCAUCUUCCGGGAUGCUGGGCUGGAGGUCAAAGGUUAUUGCUAUUAUGAUCCUAAGACCUGUGGGUUUGACUUUGCUGGUGCUCUGGCCGAUAUCUCGAAAAUCCCAGAACAGAGCAUUAUACUGUUCCACGCCUGUGCUCACAACCCCACCGGAGUGGACCCCCGCAAGGAGCAAUGGAAGGAGCUUGCUGCUGCUGUAAAGAGCCGCCGCCUCUUCCCAUUCUUCGAUAUGGCUUACCAGGGCUUUGCCAGUGGAGACAUAGACAGGGACGCUUGGGCUGUGCGUCAUUUCAUCCAGGAGGGUCUCAAUGUGGCCCUGUCCCAGUCAUAUGCCAAAAACAUGGGGCUUUACGGUGAACGUGUUGGUGCUUUCACUGUGGUAUGCAGUGAUGCUGAUGAAGCGAAAAGGGUGGAGUCACAGCUGAAGAUCCUGAUUCGUCCCAUGUACUCUAAUCCUCCUCUGAAUGGGGCAAGAAUAGCGGCAGCGAUCUUGAAUCAGCCUGAGCUGCGCAGCGAGUGGCUGCAGGAGGUAAAGGGGAUGGCCAAUCGUAUCAUCAGUAUGCGGGAACAACUAGUAUCUAACCUGAAGAAGGAAGGCUCCAUCCACAGCUGGCAGCACAUCAGUGAUCAGAUCGGCAUGUUCUGCUUCACCGGUCUGAAACCAGAGCAGGUGGAGCGUCUGAUCAAAGAAUUCUCCAUCUACAUGACAAAGGAUGGCCGCAUCUCUGUAGCCGGUGUCACUUCAGGAAAUGUCGGCUAUUUGGCACAUGCCAUCCACCAGGUCACCAAAUAG
Molecule: messenger RNA, 1266 nt
Organism: Staurois parvus
Lineage: Eukaryota; Metazoa; Chordata; Amphibia; Anura; Ranidae
Source: the annotation of a GenBank genome assembly